Messenger RNA from Sitodiplosis mosellana (orange wheat blossom midge), 7001 nucleotides. Its product is annotated as transmembrane protein 145-like. The coding region runs from base 4558 to 6861 and encodes 767 amino acids. Gene Ontology annotation, biological process: response to pheromone; G protein-coupled receptor signaling pathway. NCBI's taxonomy places the organism in Eukaryota, Metazoa, Arthropoda, Insecta, Diptera, Cecidomyiidae. The transcript has 6 exons. The record is from RefSeq and is a predicted model, not a curated record.
AAAUGGGUCUUUGAACUAUCAACUCAAUUUUAUCUCCGGCACUGGCGAUCAAUGGCACUGUUAAACAACAAUCGAAAUCUUUGGUUUUCGUAUCGUUCACCUGAAGAAAAAAAUGUAAACGUGGUUUAUCAUCAUUAGUUUGAAUAAUUGUUCGAUUCAAACAUUAUUUUAAAAAAUGAUUUUAAAAAUGCUCAAAUUUUUUGAUUCACCAAAAAUCCCAACAAAUUCACCUGCACAAUUCGGUCAAAGGGUUUUAAAAGGCCAACGGUAUCAGCUGGUCCUCCGCUUCGGAUGCGAUUUAUAUAAACUCCUCGUUCGUACAAACCAUCCGAUACAGAGAAUCCAUAAUCGUCAUAAACUUUGUCUUUGUAAAGUGUCACAUGGAAUGAGCUGAAUCGGGUUCCAUCUUCUUUGCUGGAAUUUGAAACGAUAUCGACGUUGUGUCCAUUAAUACCGUUGCCAUAGAUCGGAGUUCGUGGUCUUCGUUGCACUUUUGCAUAAACCGCUUGUGGACUCAUAUCGCUAUGUAACACGUAUUGAUUUUCGUAAUCUGCAAAAGAGAUUCAGAACUUAUUAUUCAAAUUCUACGGUACUCCUCUUGAGGAACAGUUUAAAGAUCAAAUAUUUCAACUAAUUUUUGUUAUUUGAGUCUCCUUUUUUUUAAUUUUUCUUUCCAUUUACUUUCUUAUUUAGUUUAGUUGAAAUGUUCAUUUUUGCUGAAUCAAUUAGAAUGAGGACCUACCGUUGAUAUUCCGUGAUAUUUUUAAAUCCACAAUAUUUCCAAGGUUUUGAAGUAAUUUUGUAGCAUGUGACAAUGGCUUUCCUUGUACACUUUCUCCAUUAAUAGCCAAUAAACAAUCACCCACAUUAAUUUGACGUGAAUUCUCUGCGAUUCCCCCAUCCAAGACAGCACUGAUCAAGAUGGGUUUGUUUACAUCUUCACUGCCAGAUAGAGUGAUACCCAAAGGACCACCGUUAAUCUCUAGGCGCACAUUUACGACCAAUUGAUGCGUUCCAUACGUAGAGUUGUGAAUAUCCAUUGGAGGUGGCAUCGAAGAGUCAAAACUGGAGAGAAAAGAAAAGAAUUUAAAACUUUCGAAUUCUUUGGAAAAAUUCACUUCUUUUUCUUCAUUUUCAUCCUAGAAAGGGGAAGACUUGUCUUUUUUUCUUCUUCCCAGUAAUCUCUUACCUUUCACGAUAAUCCAAGUCAUACGGAACGCUAUUAUUGUACUCAUCCUCCGCCAACUCGGUCGUCAAACUGUUUGUAUUAUCAUUGGCUGCUGUUCGUCCAACGCAUGGUGGUUCGCUGUUUUUGCAUAGGAACGGAUGUCUCAUUGUGGCACUGGUAAAUGGCGUUGUUUGUCUCGAUUUGUCUUGAUCUUUGACAUGAUAGUAAUCGGGCUGACAGCUUUUUGCUUUCAUUGUGUUGGUAAGCGGUGACGUUUUUUCAAACGUAACAUUUUUCCCUUCGAGAUACUUUCCAACCGUUCCCGAUCCAUAGAUGUUGUAGUCAUUUUUCGAGCUUCCACUGCCAUUGCUGUAAAUCCCAUUGAAUCGUUGUUGUGCGUCAAAAAGGAAAUCUGGCAGUGAAUUGCGAUUGAUUGUAAGCGUUGUAAAUUCCUUUGUACGGUCUUUGAGUAGUGCAUCCACAUUAUAGUGCUGCAAUUGCUGGGAAUCAACAGCAAGUAAAAUGUCACCGGCACGUAAUGAACCACUCCGAUGUGCUGGACUGCCGCAUUUCACCUCGGAAAUAAUGAAUGAUCCAUGUGCGGUGGCAUUUACUGUUAUGCCCAAGCCAUUUUUAUUCACUUUGGCCAAUUUUACAUUGAAAACGCCUUGCGAUGGAAUUACCGAGUCGAACAUAUCGAAUUCGAUCUCGAGUUCAACCCAAUAAGGCGAUGGAACCUGGUAGGUAUUAAUCGCAUUACUACUGCCUCCGUUGUCACCCAAAAUCUGACGAAUCGUAUUUGCAUCCAAGCUGUACAGCUUAUUAAUGGAUAGCAAUCGAUCGCCCACUUGAAUGCAUCCCGAGCGGUCGGCCGCUGAAUCAGGUAUAAUGUGGGCUAUCGCAUAGCCUUGACCGAUUUUUGUGCCGAUAAUUAUACCCGAACCCUGGCUACAAUCAAGCAUCACUUGUGUCGUUUCCGCAUGGCACAAACCAGCAUUCGCAUAUAGUGGGCCUGUCAAAUAUAAAUAUUUGAAAUGAAUUGAACACCUUGGAUACUUUCAUUUGUUUUUAAAAUACUUACUUGAACUCGAUCCAGAUGGUCCGACCGAACCUUUACGAAUAUAUCGCUUGUGUUUAGGGGUCUUCCUUGAAUCAAGCGUAGUAUAGCCUGAAAUGAAAUCAAGAAUUCGAAAUCAUUUAAACAAAUAUGAAUAUUGAAAUUCUGUGAAAAAUUCCUACAAUGCAAAAAAAUUUACUCAUUAGCAUAAGCAAAUCAUUUGUCAUUCAGAUGUUGAAGAAGAAACAACCGAAUUCUCAUUUGAAUCGAAGGAAAUUGGCCAUUAUCCGCAAUUUUAGUACCGUUUGCUGAAAUUAAGUGCUGCAAUCGCUACGCGAUUUCGUCGUUUUUAAUUGAGUGUGAACGAAAACUGUGAAAUUCACCAUAAAAAAAGUCUGGUACGUAUGGUAAAACUCAAAACCAAAAUAAUGCUACGCCAGAACAAACAAGCGUAAACAGAAGCGAAAAAAAAUCGGUGUAAAAAUAAAAGCGAACAAGAGAAAAAAACGACAACAACACUUUUGGAUGCGUAGCAUUCGGGCUCGCUAACGCACUUUGUAGCAUAAUUUAUGGGGAGAAUAUUUUUAGACUGAUUGAUAUAGUGUGUGACAGCUGGUGCGCUGCAAUGUUCACCGAUCGUUAGCGUAGAUUUUGAGGCGAGAGGAAAAGUAGUAAGGAAGGUUUUUUUCUUUUACGGAAAGAAAGAUGCAAAAAGAAAUGGUCAAAAUUAGAGUGGCUCCACAAAGAUGUGACAUGUGAUUUGUACAAAAGCGUUGAGGAAGUUGCGAAAUUGAUUCACCGAACAUGUUCUCCUUUCAUCGGGUAUCACAUUUCAAAGCGCCAAUUUGCGUAAAUGUCGCUAUCAAUAAGUGGGCGUGGUGACGUUUUUUCCUCUGUUUUACUUUCACUUUGAUUAAAUUUCGUUUCAUUCUGAACUUUGUUCUAGCCAUCUAUUUUUCAAAUCGACGGAAUUUAUUAUCGGUGACAGGACUCCAAAAUCCCUCUCACUCGCUUCCAAAUUGGUUCUGUUCGCUGGAACAUUCGAGAUCACUGCACUUUUUGUGCAUUUUCCAAAAUAGAUGCAUCUAUCUUCACCAUUGAUGACUGGGAUUUGAAAGGUGCUUUGUUUUCUUUUGAUUAAACUUUUUUUCCCUGUUUUUCGACGCUAUUUUUACAAUGACACGCACCACAAUGUAAUACAUGAAGUGAAGACGGUUUGUCGUUUUCUAAAAAAUCACGUUUGAAUAUGUAAAUGUAAAAGCAAGUAUUUAUGAGUUCUUACAACGGGACACGUGCUGACUUCAUGAAUAAUCUCGAUGAAGCCAUUUUAAUGGCAUUAUGAAAGCAUACGUUAUGGCAUCGUUGUCGUCAAUCAAGUUUGGCUUUCACUUUUCAUGAUUCCAAUCAUAUGUUUCGUUGAAUGAUUGCACUUUUAUCACUAAUGAAAGUUCUAUUCAUGACUUGUGAGUGAUUCGUUUGAGUGCAUUUACUGAAUCAUGCGCCCCGGUCACAUUGAACAGAUGGCAAGCGAAGUGCUCAUAAAAACCGUUUAAUAUGGUAACGUAAUUUUUUUUUUAAAUGAACCGUAUAAUUGAUGGCCAUCGAUUCAUUGUCAUUUUAACAAGCAAUAACUCUAUUCACUUGCUUUCCUGUUCGAUUUGUUUACAAACGUGUCGGGGUUUUAUUGCCGUAUAAAAUGUCAAUGAAUUUUAUUACCUUUUCGUUGAAUUGCAUGCACUGGCAAAAUUUGAAGCUGUGUGAAACCACGAUCCGAUGGUCCAUUUAAGAAAGACAUCACAUCUUCGGGCGUGUAACUUGUGUUUUCGAUGAUUGUUUCGUCGAUUGAGAGGAUUUGGUCACCCACUGAAAGUGCGCCACACCUAAAGAAAUUCGAAAAAUUUUCGUGUUUUAGCAAAGAAUUUCGGAUUCGUUCAUUUCUAUUCAAUUUGUCAUCUCUUCUUUUCAUUUUUUUAUGUUUUUUUUUUGUUUUUUUCCUUCACAUUUGGCCAUAUGUCUGACGUAAAUAAUCUCGAACUUACCGAUCAGCGAUGCUCGCCGGCAAUAUGCUCGCAAUGAAAACGCCAGCUGGACAAAUAUCGUUUUUUGUGUCCAUUGUGCUGGCCUGUAAAUUGGAAUAGUUGCUAAGGAUGAUGCCAAGUUUUUCGUUCAUCGGACGCUCAAUUUCGAUGAGCAACGGACCCAACGAGAACUCAACACUCUGCAUGACUGACACAUCGUACUCGAUUGUUAAAUUCGUCAAACCCGAUGCAUGGCCACACUUUAAAAUUUGCUGCGCUUCCAACAGUGACUUGUUUAUGAGGGAAAUCUGGCAAUGGUUCAAAUGGACUGGUCAUUUUUGGCACGUUUUUGCUUUAUUUCGGGACGUGGACAAUAUGAGUACGAAAUCGAAUUUGACCGAAGACUCGGUGAACCUCAACUUUUACUCUACUAUGAUGACAAAACGCAAUGGCCUUCUGUCUACAAAAGUGAUAAGACUUGCCGUGAGAAACUCAGCGUGCUAAGUAGAAUAGAUAAUCAAAUUGUAACUUUAUCAGCACGUUCUCCAGAUAGUAGGACAUCAGGAUGUACAAUUUUACCGAAAAAUUCACAAAAACAGCCCAUACCAGCUCCUGCAACCACACUGACACCGAUCGAAUUGACCACAUUGCCAGAGAAUGAAAGUGAAAUUGCUGCAACUGAAACCAUUUUCGAUAAGUUUUUACGACGAACCACAGUCCUUCCGACGGGUCAUCGACAGGUAAAAUCACUGGACAACAUUACCGAAGAAAUUCAGGACAAUGAGUUUAGCGAAUCAAUGGAGACAUUCAAUGAAACCGAAGUUUUUAACAGCACAUCACAGCAUGGAUCACGUAAAAAUGGUGGUGGUCUCUAUUACAAACACGAUGUUGGCUUGGAAAAUGUACUCGAAAACACAACUGAAUACAAAGUCGAUGUUGAGGAACUAUUUGAACCACAGAAGAAAAGUGAACGCAUUGACUAUGAUGAUAAUUCAUUGGAUGAAAGACAACCACGCUCCAAUCCUACGCUGAGUUUUCGACCAAAUCGAGAAACGUACAUCGUUCGAUGUCAUAAUACAGGCACUUUCAUUAGCUCGAGAGAACGGUGGUGGUUCAUCGCAGUCGCGAAUUGUGGCAAUAACAAGGGACUCGACAUAAAAUAUCGAUUCAGAAUGACCAACGGCAACACGGGCGACUUUUGGCAUGAACACUUUUCUGCGGAUGAAAGGCUCAUUCCACCGAUUUUGCUGUGUCAAUUCAUCGUCUAUUCUUUUCUGGUCGUUGCCCUGUUUUUCUGUACAAUUGAAUUGAAAUCCAUGCAUUUAUACCAUUGCACGUAUCGUUUGUUUGCCUUCAGUUUGAUGAUGCAGUAUAUUGGCAUAGUGAUCUUAGGCAUCGCUUGGAUUCGCUACGGUAUGACUGGACUCGGACCUCACACCACUAUCGGUGGCUUAUUGCUGGGCGUAGCUGAAAUUGCAUUCUUGCUCUUACUGCUGCUAAUGGCCAAAGGAUACACCAUAACCAGAGCCCGCCUUUCAAGCUGCUCAAUUGUCAAACUCACCAUUUUUAUCAACACUUAUAUCGUGGCUUAUAUCAUUCUGUACAUCUAUCAAGCAGAAGCCUUUGAUCCGGGAGAGGUAUUGAAUUUGUACGAGUCUCCUGCUGGAUUUGGAUUAUCACUUCUGCGUUGUGUUUCGUGGUGUGUCUUUAUGAUCUCAACUGCAGCUACGAUUCGUAAAUAUCCUGAAAAGAGCUCGUUCUAUUAUCCAUUCGGUCUGCUUGGAUCGUGUUGGAUUUUGGGCGGACCCUUUCUCACACUCAUUGGGAUUGGCAUCCUCGACGCUUGGGUGAGAGAAAGUGUGAUGUAUCUCACAUUCGCAAUGCUGGCAUUCAUGGGUCAUUCGACAUUUUUGUGGAUAACCUGGCCAUCGCGAGCAAAUAAGAGUUUCCCAUACCACGUGAAAACGAAUCACAUUGGAAUUGCAUCGGAAGAUGAUGAUGGAGCUGAUUACCCACGUCACACUUAUGAGCCAACGCAUGUGGAUCAAAAUAUUAUAAUUCCCCUAUCACGACGCACGGAAGAGCUCAUCAAUGGCAUCUACGGGCAGUACAUGUACGAUCAACCGCGAACAGGUUCAAAUGCACACAGCCACGCAUCGUUUCCCGAAGAUCCACACGCUCCGGCCGAAAUUUUGUCAUCGAAACAACUACAGAAUGAGAUCUAUGAAGCUGACACUGAACGCCGUUUUUCAGCUUAUUGCCAAAAACCUGCGUUUUGUGGCGGUGAUGUUUCACAACCGCAAUCGUGCACAAUGGUCGAUGAUUAUGAUGAAAACGAUUCUGGUCACCCAUCCCUAGAUCAAAGUGGAAGUCCAUCAAACAACACGACUAAAUCGAUCUCGGACGGUGAAUCACCGGUUAAAGAUUUGCAAAAAUAUUGCACAGAAAGCGCCAAAGCCAAUCAAUUUGUUGAGGACGAGCAGAAAGCAGCGCCCAAUAAAAUUAUUUUAGAGCCCAUUGAAAAGUCCAUAAAAAACAUGAAAUUACCGGCUAUAGUUCCUCGACACUUAUUCGCUGCUAAGAAAGAGAAGAGCGAUGAAAACCCUGAAUUGGCCUAAGUCACACACGAUUUUCAUUUGAAAUCGUUUGCUUUAAGUUUCAAUAUUUUCUUUAUAUAUCCUACUGAGUUGAUUUUGGAUAUGUUAAAAACAUUUGUGUUUGAGAUGAGUUCGAAUAAAGUAUUUUUUCAAAUGGAAAA